Molecule: messenger RNA, 1440 nt
Organism: Penicillium riverlandense
Lineage: Eukaryota; Fungi; Ascomycota; Eurotiomycetes; Eurotiales; Aspergillaceae
Exons: 3
Coding region: 1-1440 (479 amino acids)
Cellular component (GO): cytosol
Molecular function (GO): transaminase activity; pyridoxal phosphate binding
Source: RefSeq, a predicted model, not a curated record
AUGACCCCCGACGAGUUCGUUUCUCGUUCUCACAUUCUCCAUCGCUCGUUUUCCGACAGACCCGCCAAAAUUGUCUCAGGGGACGGCAUUAGUCUCGUCUUAGAGAGUGGCAAGAAAGUCAUCGAUGCAAGCUGCGGCCCAUCAGUAUCAUGCCUUGGUCACUCCCAACCAGAGAUCACGGAUGCCAUCACGAAUCAUCUCAAGAAUAACAUCGCCUAUGUCUAUUCGGGUUCUCCGUAUACCAACGCCGCGACGGAGGAACUAGCGGACAUCCUAUUGUCACACAAACCCGGUGGUUUAUCAAAGGCCAUAUUCGUCAACUCUGGUAGCGAAGCGACGGACGCAGCUCUCAAACUAGCUGUGCAGUACUGGCAUGAGCGAGGACAACCUCAACGGACACACUUUAUUGCACGAAAACAAAGCUAUCACGGCAAUACUAUCGGCGCACUUUGCGUGUCCGGCCAUGAGUCUCGCCGAGAGUUUUACAAAGACUUCAUGUCUUCCAAUGUGUCCUUUUUGGAUCCAUGUUACGCCUACCGAAUGAAGGGUAAGAGCGAGUCGGACGAGAAUUUUGCCCAACGCCUUGCUGGCCAGUUUGAGGAUGAAAUUUUGCGCGUUGGCCCAGAUCGUGUUGCUGGCUUUGUCGCUGAAACCGUUAGCGGGACCACGCUGGGCUGCUUGCCCGCUGUACCGGGAUAUUUCAGACUCAUCAGGGCCAUCUGCGAUAAGUAUGGCGUUCUAUUGAUCUUGGACGAGAUUAUAUGCGGUAUGGGCAAGACAGGCACCAUGCAUGCAUGGGAGCAGGAGGGUAUUCGUGGACCAGAUAUUCAGACCAUUGGCAAGGCCCUUGGAGCAGGUUACGUCCCUCUCUCCGCUGUAUUGUUGCACCAGAAGAUAUUUGACGCCUUAUCUGCUGGCUCUGGUGGACUGGCACAUGGUCAUACCUUCCAGGCUCACCCCCUUGCUUGUGCUGCCGCGAUUGCAGCUCAAAAGAUCAUUAAGCGUGACAACUUGAUUGAGCGGACUGCGCAGAUGGGAAAGAAACUCGAGACGCUGUUGCGGAGGGAGCUUUUCCCUCUGCCACUGGUUGGUGAUAUUCGUGGGCGGGGCUUGUUUUGGGCCGUGGAGUUCGUCGUUGAGAAAGACACAAAGACAGUGUUCUCGCCAAGAUUCAAUUUCUGCAACCAGGUUGUGAAACACAGUUUGGAGAUGGGAUUGAACAUACUCGGAAAUCUUGGCCAUACUGGUGAAUACCAGGUUGACCAUGUCAUUGUUUGCCCGCCUUACAUCGUAACGGACAGCGAGCUUGAGGAAAUUGUGUCCCGUCUAAAAGCUGCAAUUGUGAAGACAAGCCAGCCUUUUGUCAAGUCCAGACCUGAAAUUGACGUAGGGAAGGUUCAAAGCGAGGUGAAGGCGACUGAGGUUGGGAUCGUUGGUUGA